This is a messenger RNA of Copidosoma floridanum, 570 nucleotides long. Its product is annotated as dynein light chain Tctex-type 5. Lineage: Eukaryota; Metazoa; Arthropoda; Insecta; Hymenoptera; Encyrtidae. Gene Ontology annotation, biological process: microtubule-based movement. The record is from RefSeq and is a predicted model, not a curated record. Gene Ontology annotation, cellular component: cytoplasmic dynein complex; cytoplasm. Gene Ontology annotation, molecular function: dynein intermediate chain binding.
AUGAAGCGCCAGUCGUUAACGAAAUCAGGGAGUGCCGAGAAAAAGGACGAUAACGUCUCAGAAAAACCACCGCGAAUUUCCCAAGUAUCGCGAGUUUCGCGAGUGUCGGUUUACGAUCCUCGUGCCCGUUCUAGGAGCAGAGUCAGCUCGGAUUUCGGUGCCCAUGGUCAAGGUUUCGCUUGGAGGGCCAGCGGCAAGGGAAAGUUUAAGACUCCGAAGUACCAGAACAGCUACAGGCUCGAGCCGUACUUGCCGUUCAAGUUCGAGUUUUCCGACAAACUGCUCGUCCAAACGAUGACCCAAAAACUCGAGAACCUGCGCUACGAUCCCGAAACUUGCGUCGAACUCUGCCAGAGCAUGGCCGGGGAGAUUCGCGAGAAGCUUUACAAGACCGAUUACGACCGGGUCAAGUAUGUCGUCUCGAUGACGAUAAUAGAAAAUGCGGGACAGUCGCUGGUUGUGGGAAACGGAAGAUUGUGGGACAGCGAAAGGGACACUUAUUCGGUGUUCGUCUUUGACAAUCCGUUCUUGUAUGCCGUUGGAUUGGUCGUGGCACUCAACUAUGAAUAA